AACUUACCAAAAACAAAACGCAGCCAACUUUCUAUUUUCAAUGCCAAAAAAACCAAAAACACUAGUUGUAGCAGUGUAGUUUCCCAAAAUCUCAACUUUCCAAACUUCCCAAGAAAAUAAAAAACUUGGGUUUUCAAGAAGAAGCUGUAAAUUGUAAAAAUAUUAAAAUCUUGAAAAAAUAAGAUGAAAACUGGAAAGGGUCAUCAUGGUGAGGAAGAAGAAGAGGAUGAAUAUGAUUUUGGUUCUAAUAGAGAUGCCACACCUUCCAAUAAUAACAGUACUAAAGUGACAGAUGGGAAGAAUAGUGACAAGGCAAAUGCAAUUAGGUCAAAGCAUUCAGUGACAGAGCAGCGUCGGAGGAGCAAGAUUAAUGAGAGAUUUCAGAUGUUGAGAAAUUUGAUACCCCAUACUGAUCAAAAACGAGAUACCGCGUCAUUCUUGUUCGAGGUAAUCCAGCACGUGCAAUAUUUACAGGAGACGGUACAGAAGUAUGAAGGAUCGUAUCAACCUUGGAGCUCGGAGCCUACAAAACUCAUGCCAUGGGUAAAUUAUAGAAACAGUCACUGGCGCGCACAGAGUUUUCCUGCAAGCUCUCAAGCCUUGAAGAAUGGUACUGACACAGGACCAACAUAUUCAGGAAGGUUUGAUGAGAAUCUUUCAACUGUCACUUCGUCUAUGCAAGCAAAUCAGCAGAAUCCACUUGAAUCUUAUCCUGGUGGGGAUGUUUCCUGUAAAUCAACGGAUCAAGAAAAGGAACUAGCUAGCAGGGCAAUUGUGACAUCGAUACCUCUUCAAGCCAGUAUGCAAGUUCCUGUUCAAAAAGAUAGUGCCUUCUCUGACUCGCUCCCUAUACCUGCUUCUGAUGAAUACCCCAGCACUACUAAUGCUCUGAAUAAUCAGGAGUUGGUGAUAGAAGGCGGCACAAUUAGCAUUUCGAGUACUUACUCUCAAGGGUUACUGGAUUCGUUGACACAAGUGCUACAGACUGCUGGUCUUGAUCUUUCACAGGCUACUGUCUCAGUGCAGAUUAAUCUAGGGAAGCGGGCAAACAGGGGAAUGGCGUCACAGCCAUCUGUUGCUAAGGAUACAGAAAAUCCUCCACCUGCUGGCGAUCACUUUAUGGAGCAAUUUCGGGAUACAAACAAUGAUGAAGAGUUGGACCAAUCUCAAAAGAGGCUGAAGAUAUAGAUACAACUAUAGCAGUUAAAUCAACUUACCUUCUCCAAAAUCAGUUUAGUGUAAAUCCUAUUCGUUUUUGGCACAUCCUAAUGUUAUUCAUAUGUUCAUAGCAAUGCUUUCUUCUGAUGUCUUUCCUUUCUUUUUCCUUUUUCCUUUAAUCUUUGUUAUUCCUUUUUUGGAUGUUGUCAUCUUCCUUGUCAUUAGUUAAAAAUGAAUUCCACAUGUUCCAAGUCUGUGAGGUCAACAAUUUAUAUAUAGAAGCACAUGUUGCCAUGCUAUGAUAUUAUGCUAUAAA
Messenger RNA from Lycium barbarum (goji berry), 1474 nucleotides. Its product is annotated as transcription factor BIM2-like. The transcript is spliced from 8 exons. Gene Ontology annotation, biological process: DNA-templated transcription. Gene Ontology annotation, molecular function: DNA-binding transcription factor activity; protein dimerization activity. The record is from RefSeq and is a predicted model, not a curated record. The coding region runs from base 184 to 1188 and encodes 334 amino acids. NCBI's taxonomy places the organism in Eukaryota, Viridiplantae, Streptophyta, Magnoliopsida, Solanales, Solanaceae.